Messenger RNA from Marmota flaviventris (yellow-bellied marmot), 2442 nucleotides. It is a transcript of the gene Plg, whose product is annotated as plasminogen. Gene Ontology annotation, molecular function: signaling receptor binding; serine-type endopeptidase activity. Gene Ontology annotation, biological process: proteolysis. The record is from RefSeq and is a predicted model, not a curated record. Lineage: Eukaryota; Metazoa; Chordata; Mammalia; Rodentia; Sciuridae.
AUGGACUGCAAGGAAAUAGUCCUUCUGCUUCUCUUAUUUCUGAAAUCAGGUCAAGGAAGCUCCCUGGAUGGCUAUGUCAGUACCCAAGGGGCUUCACUGUCCGGCGUCCCCAAGAAGCACCUAGGAGCACAGAGCAUAGAGGAGUGUGCGGCGAGAUGCGAGGAGGAAACAGAGUUUAUCUGCAGGUCAUUCCAGUAUCACAGCAAAGAGCAGCAGUGUGUGAUCAUGGCUGAGAACAGCAAGUCCUCCCCUGUCAUCAGGAUGAGAGACGUCGUUUUAUUUGAGAAGAAAAUCUAUCUUUCAGAGUGCAAGACUGGAAAUGGGAAGACCUACAGGGGGACGGUGUCCAAGACGAAGAGUGGCACAGUCUGUCAAAGGUGGAGUGCCAGCUACCCCCACAAGCCAAACUAUUCCCCUGACAAGUUCCCCAGAGAGGGCCUGGAGGAGAACUACUGUCGCAACCCAGACAACGACGAGAAGGGGCCCUGGUGUUACACUGUGGACCCAGAGAAGAGAUACGAGUACUGCGACAUUCCCGAAUGUGAAGAGGAAUGCAUGCACUGCAGCGGAGAACAUUACGAGGGCAAAAUUUCCAAGACCAUGUCUGGAAUUGAAUGCCAGGCCUGGGACUCACAGACUCCACACGCUCACGGAUACAUCCCUUCCAAAUUUCCAAAUAAGAACUUGAAGAUGAACUACUGUCGAAACCCUGAUGGGGAGCCCCGCCCGUGGUGUUUUACCACCGACCCCAACAAACGCUGGGAGCUCUGUAACAUUCCCCGUUGCACAACACCCCCGCCCUCUUCUGGUCCAACCUACCAGUGUCUGAAGGGAAGAGGUGAAAACUACCGCGGGAAGGUGGCCGUGACCGCAUCCGGGCACACCUGUCAGCGCUGGAGUGAGCAGACCCCUCACCAGCACAACAGGACUCCAGAAAACUUUCCCUGCAAAGGUUUGGAUGAGAACUACUGUCGGAAUCCUGAUGGAGAGACCACCCCCUGGUGCUACACAACCAACAGCAAUGUGAGGUGGGAAUACUGUACCAUACCAUCCUGUGGGAAUUCUCCGACCUCCACGGACUCUCUGGAUGUCCCAGCGUUAGCACCACCUGAGCAAACCCCUGUGGUCCAGGAUUGCUACCAGGGCAAUGGACAGAGUUAUCGAGGCACAUCGUCCACCACUAUCACAGGAAAGAAAUGUCAGUCCUGGUCAUCAAUGACGCCACACGCACAUGAGAAGACCCCGGAAAAAUUCCCAAAUGCUGGCUUGACAAUGAACUACUGCAGGAAUCCAGAUGCUGAUAAGAGCCCCUGGUGUUACACCACUGACCCCAGUGUCAGGUGGGAGUACUGCAACCUGAAGAGGUGCUCGGAGACACCCGGGGAUGCUGUGGAGUCGGCCACUGCUGUCCAAGUUCCCAAUGUACAGACCACUUCUGAGUCAGACUGCAUGUUUGGGAAUGGGAAGAGCUACCGGGGCACCAAGGCCACCACUGUCACUGGCACUCCAUGCCAGGAGUGGGCUGCCCAGGAGCCCCACAGACACAGCAUUUUCACCCCACAGACAAACCCACGGGCAGGUCUGGAAAAAAACUAUUGCCGCAACCCUGACAAUGAUGUCAACGGUCCCUGGUGCUACACCACAAAUCCCAGAAAGCUUUUUGACUACUGUGACGUCCCUCAGUGUGCGUCCUUGUCUUCAUUUGAUUGUGGGAAGCCUAAAGUGGAGCCCAAGAAGUGUUCUGGAAGAGUGGUAGGAGGGUGUGUGGCCAAUGCUCACUCCUGGCCCUGGCAGAUCAGUCUUAGGACAAGAUUUGGAAGGCACUUCUGUGGAGGCAGUUUAAUAUCCCCAGAGUGGGUGCUGACUGCUGCUCACUGCUUGGAGAAGUCUUCAAGGCCUUCCUCAUACAAGGUCAUCUUGGGCGCACACCAAGAAGUGAAUCUUGAGCCACAUGUUCAGGAAAUAGAAGUGGCUAAACUGUUCCUGGAGCCCACAAGAGCAGAUAUCGCCUUGCUGAAGCUGAGCAGACCUGCCACCAUCACUGACAAAGUGAUCCCCAUCUGCCUGCCAUCCCCGAAUUAUGUGGUUGCUGACCGGACGGAGUGCUACAUCACUGGCUGGGGAGAAACCCAAGGGACCUCUGGUGCUGGUUUUCUCAAGGAGGCCCAUCUGCCUGUGAUCGAGAAUAAGGUGUGCAAUCGCUAUGAGUAUCUGAACGGCAGAGUCAAACCAACAGAGCUGUGUGCUGGGCAUUUGGACGGUGGCACUGACAGCUGCCAGGGGGACAGUGGAGGGCCUCUGGUUUGCUUCGAGAAGGACAAAUACAUUUUGCAAGGAGUCACUUCUUGGGGCCUUGGGUGCGCUCGUCCCAAUAAGCCAGGCGUCUACGUCCGCGUCUCAAGGUUCGUGAAUUGGAUUGAAGGAAUAAUGAGGAGUAACUGA